AGCUUGGCUCGCUGACUCACGCUCACAUCGCUCAACGUUUCGCUUUCAGAAGGUACAAAGUCAUGUUGGAGCGAAAGAGUGCUCGUGGGCGUGCAGAAUAUGCGCGCAUCACCGCGGACCCUGACUCUGAAGAAUGCAAAGCAAUGAGGAAGAGGCAGAGAACUGAGGAUAAGGAGAGGAGGGCGAAGUGACUGCACUGGCGUCUGUGUGUGGCUCACAGACUGCUUCUGACCUGAUGGCUCGCACUGAUCGCAGGAUCAAAGCAGACGAAAACGCCUACGAGGAAUACCUAGCCAAGCAGAGCCGUUACAACGCCCGCAAUGCAAAUGAGAAGCGUGAGAAGCGCAAGGAGUCGUACGCUAAAGCUGAGGCCGAUGAGAGGAUGGAUGCGGCCUUGGCGUGCUUCUACGAGGCAUCAGAGGACGAGUCAGAGGCUGGACCAUCUUCGAUGCCUCUCAAGGGAACGGCAACCAGCGAUGCCGCCGCCUCGUCCUCGUUCGCUCCUUCUCGCAAGUGCAAGGGCAACGCGCCCUCGUCGUCGGACAACCAUCUCGAAAAUGCAGUAAGCAACUACAUGGCCGGGCUGUCAGAGUCGUCCGCUCCCCGCAAGGCAGAGCCGGAGCGCACACGCAAGAGGAAGCUGAACUCGGCGCUGACAUACUUCUACGAGCCGGACGAGCAUGAAGGAGAGACGGCGUCGUCUUCGAAGCUUCGCAAUCAGGCGGCAGGCAAGCACGCCAAGGCAGUGUCCUCGCCGACUCCUCACAAGAAGCAAGUUAGGACUCAAGUCAAUGUCGCAUCGUCGGCCAACGCUUCUCUCAAGCAGACUAGCCGUGCUACGGCUAAACCUCACGGCGCUACCAGCAGUGCCGCGUCGUCGUUCAUGCCUUCCUCGAAGCAAGCAAGCAGCGCCCCUCGCAUGCGCACGAGCACAUCCUCAAUCAACCAGGCAACCAGCGCCCCUCGCACGGGCACAAGCACAUCCUCAAUCAACCAGGCAACCAGCGCUCUUUGCGAGGCUACCAGCAAUGUCUGCCCCUCUUCCAAGCGUCCUGGCAAGCAAGCUAGCAAUGUCUCAAGCAAGACUACUAGCCGUGCGGGUUCGUCAUCCCGCAAGCAGACGAACAGCACCUCUGGCAACACAGCAAGCACGCCUCCUUUCGACGCUCAUCCUAAGCAAGCAGCAGGCCCUGCUCCGCUCAAGCACGCUACGGCCAACGGCACGCCCUCACUCAGCCCAUCUCUCAAGACAGCCGCCGGCAACACCAUAGCCGUUCAUCCAAAUGACGCUACGCUCAAGCAGGCAGCAGGAAAUGCAGCUCGCAAGCGCCCACGCUUGGCCCAGACUGACGUGGCUGCCCCACGCUCAUACCUUUGAAGGGUCAAACGAUGGAGGGGAGGACUCAUCUUCGCUGCCUUGAAAGUGAGGUGGCGUCGAGCUGUCGCGCAAGACUGCUCGAGCUGUUUGAGGUACGACGGCGCAGACUUCAGAGCGGCGCAGACUAGAAAGUGGUGACGAUGAAGAAGAAGAAAAAGAUUUGAUUCUCUCGACUCUAACUCUGAAAUCGAAAACACCUAUCACUCCUUCGAGCUGUGGUGGUGGGUGAGGUGGUGGUCGACCGCCUCGGGGUCUUCCUUGUCUACGUCUGCGAACCUCUCACCGUCACACUCGUCCCACGCCUCCCCUGGGCAGUCCUUGUGGCCAGCGUGGUGCUCACUGUAGUGGCUGCUCGACCACUUCUUCCACGGCUCGCCAGGCUGUCUCGGCACGCGCUCGCCCCUCUUGACGGCCUCGACUGCGGUG
Messenger RNA from Jaminaea rosea, 1804 nucleotides. RefSeq lists its product as hypothetical. Bases 236 to 1378 code for a protein of 380 amino acids. The transcript is spliced from 2 exons. The record is from RefSeq and is a predicted model, not a curated record. NCBI's taxonomy places the organism in Eukaryota, Fungi, Basidiomycota, Exobasidiomycetes, Microstromatales.